Molecule: messenger RNA, 3697 nt
Organism: Lacerta agilis (Sand lizard)
Lineage: Eukaryota; Metazoa; Chordata; Lepidosauria; Squamata; Lacertidae
Gene: ISM1
Product: isthmin 1
Exons: 6
Coding region: 102-1490 (462 amino acids)
Biological process (GO): negative regulation of angiogenesis
Source: RefSeq, a predicted model, not a curated record
CUCCUACUGCUGCUGCUACUGCCGCCGCCGCGGCUCCUCCUCUCGCUGCCGCUGCUGUGCCGUCGCCGUCGCGGAGCCCUAAAGCCGCCCGCUGCAAGAGGAUGGUGCGCCUGGCGGCCGAGCUGCUUCUGCUGCUGGGACUCCUCCUGCUCACCUUGCACAUCACGGUGCUGCGGGGCAGCGAGCCCGACGCCGCCACGGGAAACCACAGCCAGCGCCAACCGGAUGCCCUCCACACAGAUGGUCUUCCAUCACCUGAAGCCAGCUUUACACUAAACCCUGAGGACAGACGGGAUUAUCCUGACCACCAUGUAGCGCACAAAUCGUUCACCAAGCAGCGAUUCAGGCAAGAGAAUGGGCACACAGCUUUGCAGAGAGAUGGGCCCAGGCCAUUCCUCCUGGAUCUCCCAAACUUUCCUGACCUCUCAAAAGCAGACAUCAAUGGGCAAAACCCAAACAUCCAGGUGACUAUAGAAGUUGUUGAUGGGCCAGACUCUGAACCAGAGAAGGAUCUCCGGAAGGAAGGCAGCAAACCCAGCUGGCCUGUCCCAUCACCAGACUGGAGGAACUGGUGGCAGAGAUCAGCACCCACGGUCACCCGCAUGAGUAGCGGGGACCAGGAUUACAAGUACGAUAGCACAACCGAAGACAGCAACUUCCUGAACCCCGUCGGUGGUGGGUGGGAAAGUCACGCAACUAGUCACCGGACAUUUGACUCAAAAGAACAGCCAGAGUAUGAUUACAUAGAUGGGGAAGGAGACUGGAGCCCCUGGUCUAUUUGUAGUAUAACCUGUGGCAACGGCAAUCAGAAGCGCACCAGAACCUGUGGCUAUGCCUGCACAGCCACUGAAUCAAGGACAUGUGACAGGCCCAACUGUCCAGGGAUUGAAGACACCUUCAGGACAGCAGCAACAGAAGUGAGUUUGCUCGCAGGAAGUGAAGAAUUCAAUGCCACAAAGCUGUUUGAAGUCGAUACUGACAGCUGUGAAAGGUGGAUGAGCUGCAAGAGUGAAUUCUUAAAGAAGUACAUGCACAAAGUGGUCAACGACCUGCCUGCCUGCCCUUGCACGUACCCCACGGAGGUUGCCUACAGCACAGCCGAUAUCUACGACCGGCUUAAGCGGAAAAACUUUCGCUGGAAAGAUGCGAGUGGGCCAAAGGAAAAACUGGAGAUCUAUAAGCCGACCGCUCGCUAUUGCAUCCGGUCCAUGCUGUCUUUGGAAAGUACCACCCUGGCUGCACAGCACUGCUGCUACGACGACAUCAUGCAGCUGAUCACGAGGGGCAAAGGAGCGGGCACCCCUAAUCUGAUCAGCAUAGAAUUCUCUGCCGAACUUCAUUAUAAAGUGGACAUCUUGCCUUGGAUCAUUUGCAAAGGGGACUGGAGCCGCUAUAAUGAAGCCAGGCCUCCUAAUAAUGGUCAGAAAUGUACAGAGAACCCUUCAGAGGAGGACUAUUACAGACAAUUUCAGGAAGCAAGAGAGUACUGAGAAGGAGAGGCGGGGGAAAGAAGCCAACCUCUUUCAGAGUCUGUGGAACACAGGCAGUUGGUCUGCAGGAUCCCAAAUCAAAGGAACUCUCAGCAUACAGAUUUAAUGUCCCAUUCCUCCACCCACCCCAACUACCUGUAUAUAGUUGUAUAGAAUACACAUUUUUUUCAUAAGUGUGUUAUUUAUAUAUGCAUAUAGAAAUUGCAUACGGACCCCUGUGCAAAUAGACAUUUAUAUAAUGUUAUGCAUUCUGCACCAAUGUAAGGUUUUGUGUUUUUAAAAUCAUGCUCCCGUAAGGACUGGGCUAUCAUUUUUUAAUCUGUAUGGGAAAAGCUCAGCUUUCAGAUUUUUGAAGCAACAGAACUCAAGAGUCCAUUUCUCAACUGCAAACCCCAGUUAUGGGGAUUGUGCUGGUGGGUUAUCCAUCUAACGCAUCUGAGAACUGCAUCUGAUGGUACUACUUUUGUUCAGAACAGCAGAGAGAAAUAUCAGCAUCCACUGCCACUGCCAUUGUGCCUGUGCAGAAGUCAGGGACUUUGAUUUGUGUCAAAGACUAUGUCUGUGCGAUUGACUCUGGUGAGUAAAAGACUGUGAUACCUAAAGUGUGGCUUUGAUGCAGUCAAAUAUCCCUUAUUCUGCAAAGUGUACAAGCACCUCUGAAAUAUUUUUUACUAAAUCAAAGCCAAGGACUAUAACCAGAUCAUUAUUAAACUGUUUCUAUACAUAAGUUAUUUAAUACAAAUGCAGCAUAAUUUCCUUAGAGAUAUAUUGAUGAAAAUAUUUAGACAUAUUUAAGAAAAAUAAUUAUUUUUUUUAAGGGGAAGGGCAGUAAUUAUUCGAGAGGAGGAACAGAGCUGGUAGAUACAAUAAAGGACAAAGCAAAAAACUCUUCAUUCCCAUUUUGGAGUUCUACUUGCCUUGCAAUUUCAGCUUGGCAGAGGUCCAGUUACUAAGAGCUCUUAAUAGCUCUAGGGAUGUAAGCAGAUGUAAAGCACAUUUUCAUUACUCUUAUUAUUUUGUGCCACCACUCAAAGAUAAGGCCUGGGGCGGGAGAAGCUGCAUGGAAGUCCCUCAAAGUCUUCUUCACACACUGCUUUAUUAAAAGGAUGUAAACACAGCAAACUCACGUAUCGUAUAGCCACAUUUGUUCUGGGACCCAGAACUGUCUGCACCUCCCUUUUGAGUGCCCAUUUUGUUGACUAACUUUGAUUUAUCCUGCACAAUGUGUGAAGCAGUCCUAAGCAAAAUAACCUUAAGCAACUUGGAGCAGGCUUACUCGCUGUGCAUAAAGCAAAAAUGUGGGCGGCAUCUUAAAAACUGGGAGUUGCAAUUAAAAACACACACAUAACUGGAUCAGUUAAUUGGAAGUGUGUCAGAAAUGCAUUUCUGGGUUAAAGGCAAGUUUGCGCGUGCGCAUUAGGGUCUGAUUCAUGUUAUGACCGAUGUGUUCCCAUGUUCAGUUUAUUCAUAAACAACCACAGUUGCUGAUUCUAUGAGCUUUCACUCCUAGAGGGUCUGUCUACAUGAUACAGUCUCCAUGUAGAAGCCACAUUAAUUUCUUCUCUGUAGUAGUGGAUUUGUUAGGAGGGCAGGGAAAAUUUUCUCCACGCCACUGCAGAGCAAGUCCCAAUCCAACCAACUUGAGAACUCUCAAGCCUACUGAAUCCUACAGUGAAUUUAAGUGACUUGUCUAUGUUUACACAGGCAAACUCUACCACAGCAAAAGGAAUAUGGCCCAAUCCACUUUACUGCCCUUGCACAAGCAUCAUGGUUUGCUAACAUGAAUGAAUCAGCCAUGGGAGAACAAUUUAAAGCAGACUCCAUGUGAUACCUUUGUUGUUUGUUCAAACUCAUCUUCUGAAGGAACAUACUGUAAAGAGAUUUGUUCUUAAAAUAUGUCCUUAUUGUUAUUUAUUCUUGAGUCUAUACCAAGUCAUUUGGCCAUAUACCAAAUAAAUGCAUAGUAUUUUACGAAAGAAAGUCUAUUCCUUAACAAAGUUUUUUUUUAUUUAAAAAAAAAUCAGUGAAGGGAUGGAGUGUUAUAACUUUACUGCAUUCUUUUGUGGCGUAUUUAUUAAACUGCAGCUAACAUGAAUUUGGCAGAGUUAAAAGUGGCAAGCAAAGGGACUUUCUAAAAGGGACAGUCGUGUUCCAUAGAGAGCUGGUGCAUAAAUCCAGGUUUAUCAAUAAAGCCAUGAUGAAACAUC